AUGCCCAUAAUCGUUCCCACCGAAAAUGUGGGUUCCCUGCCCCGUCCGAUGCAGCUCCAGCAGACGUAUGCCGACUACGAUGCUGGCCGAUGUACCAAGAUGGACCUGCUCGAGGCCCAGGACCGCGCCGUCCAGGACACGAUUGAGCGCCUGGAGCGCUGCGGCCAAGACUUCGUGACCGACGGCGAGCAACGUUGCAGCUCCUUCGCCACCUACCCUGUCACAGACACCCUCAACGGGACAGGCCUCAGCCCAAACCUCACCGUCGACGAUCAGUGUUUUACAAUCACCUUCCAAGAUGGCCACACGCGCACCCUGCCCCGUCUCCUUUCCGGGCCCUUCCGCUACCAGACAUACGCAUACGAUAAUUUCAGAGCAUCCCUCAGGUACGCAACAAGAAAACCGAUGAAGGUCGCCGUCAUCGCCCCGUCGAUGAUGUACCUCCUUUACGUCGGCGAGGUCCCCGGAUAUUCCAAGGAACAGUUUAUGCAGGACAUCGUGGACGAGUGCGUCAAGGACGUUCGCGGCUGCUUCGAGGCCGGCGCGGUGCGCGUGUCGAUUGACUUCACCGAGGGCCGCCUCGCGUGCCAGGAAGGAUCGCCGCCGAAUCUGAUCGACGUUUUCAUCAAGCUGCUGGACGACGUGUUGUCGCACUUUACCCCCGAGGAACGCGUUGACAUUGGCCUGCACACCUGUCCUGGCGGCGACUGCGACACGCGCCACUCGGACAUCCAGUCAUACUACCCCCUGCUGCCGAAGCUGUUGAAAGUCAGGGUUGGGUAUUUCUUGAUGCAGAUGCGGUCCGAACCGGAAAAGGAAACGCUCUACAAGUUGAUCGGAGCGAACCUGGCGCCCAAGCUGGACGGGGUCAAGCAGAUCGUCUUCAUCGGCUGUGUCGACCCGCUGACGCCGCAUGUCGAGAAGCCCGAGGCGGUGGCGGACAUGCUGCUCGAGGCCAGCUUUCACAUCCCGCGGGACCAGCUCGGGGCCACGGACGAUUGCGGCUUCUCGCCCUUCAACAACGACCUCAAACCCAAGAGCUGGAGCCCCAACUUUGGGCGGGACAUUGCCUUCAGGAAGAUCAAAGCAAGAGUCGAGGGCGCCAAGCUGGCGAGCGAGGAGUUUGAGCGGUUGGACAGGCAGUCGAUAAUAUUAAAGGCUAGGGCGAAGUCGAAAUCCCCGCCACCGCGGUGA
This is a messenger RNA of Diplodia corticola, 1194 nucleotides long. RefSeq names its product 5-methyltetrahydropteroyltriglutamate-homocysteine methyltransferase. NCBI's taxonomy places the organism in Eukaryota, Fungi, Ascomycota, Dothideomycetes, Botryosphaeriales, Botryosphaeriaceae. The record is from RefSeq and is a predicted model, not a curated record. The coding region runs from base 1 to 1194 and encodes 397 amino acids. The transcript is spliced from 3 exons.